AUUCAUCAAUCUGUCACAGGGCUUAAAGACGGUGGGCUGAUUAAAGUAGAUUACAACGGAGCGAGAGGGGGAGAGUGUGGUGCUGGCAUCACACUCUGGUCACCACAGCAAUGGCUUCACCAUGGAAACACUGCGGCAUUAUCCUCCUCUCUCUCCUUCUCCUCCAUCUGCAAUCCUCCACUUGCCUCGACCGGCCAGCUGCUGCCAGUGUUGCUGUCUCUCCAGUCCAUGAUGAAGAGGUUGCACAGAGUGAUGGAGGGAUGUGGAUGGAGGAGGGUUUGAUGUCUGCAGACCAACCAUUUAGACGACAGCAGUCUCCACAUGUGACACAGAGGAAGUUACUUCAGGUGCCAGGAGCUGCAGUUCCCUUCCCUCCCCUCAAGGUGUUGUCCAAUGGGGAGCCGUGCGUCCUCUUCCAGGCCAGGAAGCUGUCUCUCCGCUAUGAGAAGCAGAAGCAGUUGGAUCUGACGGAGAGAGCCUUUUCUCCUCAGAAACCCGUCGACACCAGCCAGUCUGUCUGCCGCCACGACAAGGCCACAAUGGUUAUGAGGUUUGGAGAUGUGGAGGAUUUGAGAGGUCUGUCCAUCAGACUGCAGCUGUCCAACACGUUCCUAGAGUCUUCGGGUCAGUGGUGGUUCUCAGUGGACAGCGUCUCUCUGCUCUACAACUCCUCUGAAGAGGCCGUGUUCAACGCCAGCGACGUGUACGCCCCGGCCUCCUCCUCCUACCACUGCGACCACGUCAGCAGCCUGCAGCGCUACAGCGCCCUGCUGCUGCCCAGCACCGACCCCGCCCGCCGCUGGAGCAUCACCUUCACCAACUUCCAGAUUCAGGCGUUCAACGUCACCGCUGGCGGGUUUUCCCCCGCGAGCGUCUGCUCCACCUUCCUGACGCCAGCCAUCCUGAUGGGCCUCAUCACGUCCCUCAUCCUGCUGCUGGUCCUGGCCUACGCCCUGCACAUGGUCAUCCACCUGAAACACAUCGAGCACGAUGACGAGCACAAGGCCGACGUCUACUUCCCACAAAGCCCCGAACACUGCUGUGUGGAAAACGACGACUCCGAGAAGAAUAUUCUGUAAUAAAGCCGAGAAGAUAACUAGGCCUCGAGACUGUGAACGCAUACACUUCUGAAAGAGACUCAGCUGAUUUGAUGUUGACAACUGGCAACAAACCUCUGGUGUGACGGUAUGAUUUCAGCUUAGCAUUCGAUUUUUUUUUUAAAUAUGCUAUUUCUAAUGUUUAUGUUUUUAUUUGCCUAUUAGUGGGUUUCUG
Messenger RNA from Etheostoma spectabile (orangethroat darter), 1272 nucleotides. It is a transcript of the gene atp6ap1la, whose product is annotated as ATPase H+ transporting accessory protein 1 like a. The transcript has 8 exons. The coding region runs from base 111 to 1079 and encodes 322 amino acids. Gene Ontology annotation, cellular component: proton-transporting V-type ATPase complex. The record is from RefSeq and is a predicted model, not a curated record. Gene Ontology annotation, molecular function: ATPase activator activity. Lineage: Eukaryota; Metazoa; Chordata; Actinopteri; Perciformes; Percidae.